Molecule: messenger RNA, 1254 nt
Organism: Microsporum canis CBS 113480
Lineage: Eukaryota; Fungi; Ascomycota; Eurotiomycetes; Onygenales; Arthrodermataceae
Product: ATPase family AAA domain-containing protein 1-B
Exons: 2
Coding region: 1-1254 (417 amino acids)
Cellular component (GO): mitochondrial outer membrane
Molecular function (GO): ATP binding; ATP hydrolysis activity
Source: RefSeq, a predicted model, not a curated record
AUGGCUUCCAGCGGCGCCCGGCGCUGGCAACAGCUUGUUCAGGAGCUGAUUUUGAUUGCUGGCACAUCCCUAUCGACAUAUUUCGUAGUUCGAUUUUUACUCUCUAAACUCGAACUUGACCCAGACAGCCAAAAACGCGAAGAAGCGAAACGGAAGUCUGCGGCGGUGCUGAAACGGUUGGACCGGGAGGAAGACUCCGACAAUGAAUCCUCAGGGAGCGGGAAGAAGAACGGUCAACGACGACAACGGAAGGAGAAGCUAGUCUUGACUCAGUAUGAACAGACAAUUGCUAUGGACGUCGUUGCACCAGAGGAUAUUCCCGUGUCAUUUGAUGACAUCGGUGGCCUUGAAGACAUUAUCGAAGAGUUGAAGGAAUCGGUUAUAUACCCACUUACCAUGCCCCAACUAUAUCGAACCUCGUCCUCCUUGCUCAGCGCACCAUCCGGCGUUCUACUCUACGGACCCCCAGGAUGUGGAAAGACUAUGCUGGCCAAGGCUCUUGCACAUGAGAGCGGCGCCUGUUUCAUAAAUCUACACAUCUCGACCUUGACAGAGAAGUGGUAUGGAGACUCGAACAAAUUGGUUAAUGCAGUUUUUUCACUUGCCCGGAAGCUGGAACCGAGUAUCGUCUUCAUUGACGAGAUCGAUGCGGUCUUGGGGACACGACGCAGCGGUGAGCACGAGGCCAGCGGUAUGGUGAAGGCCGAAUUCAUGACCCACUGGGAUGGGCUAACAUCUGCCAAUGCCAUGGGCCAGCCGCAGAGAGUUCUUCUUCUUGGUGCCACCAACCGGAUCCAGGAUAUUGACGAGGCUAUAUUAAGGCGAAUGCCAAAGAAGUUCCCUGUCACCUUACCUCUGGCACCUCAAAGACGAAGAAUCCUUAGUCUUGUUCUAAAAGACACGAAGAUAGACGAGAACGAUUUUGACGUAUUAUAUCUUGUCAAGGUCAUGGAGGGGAUGUCGGGAAGCGACAUAAAAGAGGCCUGCAGAGAUGCUGCCAUGGUUCCUGUCAGAGAGCUGAUUCGACACAAACGAGAAGCUGGAGCCAUGAUACACUCUGUUGACCCAGCUGAGGUCCGGGGAGUCAGGACAACCGACUUCUUCAAGAGAGCCGGCGCAGUGAAGUCAACAAUAAGCACCAACUCCCCAGCUAUUAGAAAUUCGAUAUCCGAAAAGGACUGGAGUACCGAGUCAGAGCAGGGCGAAAUGGCUGAGAAAGCUGCUGCCGACCCUGUAGCAGAGGGACUGGACUAG